UCACAUUCAAACUCAUACCCAUGGCUUUGAGAAGUUUCAAUGCCAUUGCUCUUGUUUGCGUGUGUUUUGUUGCAUUUUUCAUCGUUGUUUCAUGUCGGCCGGCCACUUUUCUUGAGGAUUUCAGAGUGACCUGGGCGGAUAACCAUAUCAGGCAACUCGAUGGUGGGCGGGGAAUUCAACUCGUUCUAGACCAAAAUUCAGGAUGUGGGUUUGCUUCAAAACGUCAAUACUUGUUUGGAAAAGUGAGUAUGAAGAUCAAACUCGUCCCUGGCGACUCUGCGGGAACAGUGACAGCCUUUUACAUGAACUCAGACACAGACACAAUACGUGAUGAAUUAGACUUUGAGUUCUUGGGAAAUAGAACUGGGCAGCCAUACACAGUUCAAACAAACAUUUACGCUCAUGGGAAAGGUGACAGAGAGCAAAGAGUGAACCUUUGGUUCGACCCUUCCGCUGAUUUCCAUACUUACUCAAUCUCGUGGUCUCACACGCGAAUAAUAUUUGCUGUGGAUGAGAUCCCCAUAAGAGUGUACAAGAACAACGAAGCCAGGGGAAUUCCAUACCCAAAGCAACAGCCAAUGGGAGUGUAUUCGACGCUGUGGGAAGCCGAUGACUGGGCGACAAGAGGUGGUUUGGAGAAGAUUGAUUGGAAGAAAGCUCCAUUCUAUGCCUAUUACAAAGACUUUGACAUCGAGGGAUGCCCUGUCCCAGGCCCUGCAAACUGCCCUUCAAACCCCAACAAUUGGUGGGAAGGCCCAGCAUAUCGAUCACUCACGCCGACACAAGCUAGAAAUUACAGAUGGGUUCGUAUGAACCAUAUGAUUUAUGACUAUUGCACCGACAAAUCUCGCUACCCCAUCACCCCCCCAGAGUGCAUUGCUGGAAUAUGAAAUGUUUAAAAAAUGCAGAGAUGGUCCAUAUGAGAUACCUAGAGAAAGUAAUUAUUAUUGAACGGAAAUUGUCAUAGGAAACCGAUAUGUAUAAUUUGUCAUUGUCACAACUUCAAUAAUCCUUGUGACCAAUAAAUAUUGUUUAUGAUAUGCUUUCAAAUAACAAA
Cucurbita moschata (crookneck pumpkin) is the source of this 1057-nucleotide messenger RNA. RefSeq names its product probable xyloglucan endotransglucosylase/hydrolase protein 7. Bases 21 to 890 code for a protein of 289 amino acids. The record is from RefSeq and is a predicted model, not a curated record. Gene Ontology annotation, cellular component: apoplast; cell wall. NCBI's taxonomy places the organism in Eukaryota, Viridiplantae, Streptophyta, Magnoliopsida, Cucurbitales, Cucurbitaceae. Gene Ontology annotation, molecular function: hydrolase activity, hydrolyzing O-glycosyl compounds; xyloglucan:xyloglucosyl transferase activity. The transcript has 4 exons. Gene Ontology annotation, biological process: cell wall biogenesis; xyloglucan metabolic process.